Tetrahymena thermophila SB210 is the source of this 9432-nucleotide messenger RNA. Its product is annotated as WD domain, G-beta repeat protein. The transcript has 18 exons. Gene Ontology annotation, molecular function: protein binding. The record is from RefSeq and is a predicted model, not a curated record. Lineage: Eukaryota; Ciliophora; Oligohymenophorea; Hymenostomatida; Tetrahymenidae.
AUGUCCUUUACAAUAGGUUUUAUUUUAGCAUUCAUUUUAUAUAAACAAGGCUAAGUAUCAGGCUAUGAUUGCCCCUAAAAUUGCAUUUAAUGCAAUUCUAAUAUGUAAUGUUCUGAGUGCAAAAGCGGCUAUAUAUUAGAUCAAAAUAAUCUAGAAUGUGUUCCUUAAUGCAUCUUUGGUUAAUCAUUUGAUGCGUAAUCAAAUUCUUGCUAAUCUAUAUGUCCUAGUACUUACUAUUCUGACUCAUAAACUAACUUAUGCAAACCUAUGUUACCUUGUCCAACAAUGAAUUAGUAAGGUUAAAAUUUCUUUGAUGAGUUUUUAAAAAUGAUUUCAACUGCUUCUGGGUAAAUAUUACUUUAAGGUAUGGUUGGAGGUAAUUAUAGCUCAAAAAUAAUCAUAUUAGAUAAUCAAAAUUAUGAGCAUGUAGGACAAUUAACAGGACAUGAUGAUGGGGUAAUUGGAAUGCACAAUUUAAGAGUAUAUAAAAUAAGCGAUCUAGGAAAUAUUUCCAUUUAACAGGCAUACUUUCCUCAAGGCGAAGAAAUACUAAUAUCAGUAAGUAGAACCUAACUUAUUAUAUGGAAUUUAAAUUACAAUUAGAUCUUAUUUAAAAUAUCGUUUCCUAAGACCUUAGUAGGCUACUAUAAAUUAACUUAAAUAACAAAGGAUUACGUUAUUUUAAUGCAGGAUACUGAUAUAUUAAAUAAUUUCGCUGUAGUUUAUAUGUCUGAUAUAGUAAGCUAACCAAUAUACUAGAAGUAAUAAACUACUACUUUAAUUAGUUCCUCCUCCUAUAAACUCUUCAAAGAUGCCCAUAUCAAAUCAAUCACUGGAAUAUUAAUUUUACCAAAUUAUUAGCUAAUUAGUUACGGAUAAGACUAAGAGAUAGUCAUUUGGAGUAGCAUAAAUUAACCAAACAAAUAUUAAAGUCAAUGUUCAUUCAGUAGUCCUGUUGACUAAGUAUUGUAACUAACUAAUAUAAACUAUAUUAUAUAAACAGAUAGUGAUUACUCAUUCUAUAUUUAUAACAGUUUUAAUUGCACAGAAAUUGAAACAUUUCAUGGUAAUCCUAUUUAAUAAAUAUUAACAGAAACUACUCCUAGCAUAUUAAAUGUGAUUUAUUUCUUUAGCUGUAGUAGCUCAGAAAUCAUUUUAUAUAUUUAUGAUAUAAAUGAAUAGACAUACUCUUACGUUUCUUAAACUAAUAUAGAUAAUUAGUAUAGAUUUAUAACAAAUAAUUUCUUUGUUUUUAUUUCUUCUUAAGGAAAAGUAUCGAUAAAUUAAUUUGAUGAUAAUACUGGAUUAAUUUUAAUUUACACAUAUGAUUUAUAUUUCACAUAAUUAAAUCCAGUAAAUUAAGUAGUAGCUAAUAAUUAAAAUUUACUUAUCCUCUUUUCAGAAUUUGAUGUUCUUUUAUUAACCCCUCUUCCUUCAGAUCCUAAGUAACUACCUGUCAAACUGCAGAUUACUGAUAAGAAGAAAAACAUCAAGACUAAAAUGAAGUACCAUACAGAUACAGUAAAUGGAAUUUUAUUUGAUAGACUUUAUGAUAGGGUUAUUACUUACUCAGUUGAUGGCAGCUUUAAAAUAUGGGAAGAAAGAAUUUUAGAAAAUCAAGGAAAUGUAACAGACUACAGAUUAGUAAUAGAGCAAUUUCAUCCUUCAUGUAAUGUUUUACAAGACUAAUAAUGUUAUAGAUAGAUUUUAGAUAUGACUAUAGUUAUACCUAAUUUAUUUGCAUGCCUAUACAACGACAACACAAUAGUUUUAUGGAACUAUAACCCUUUCAAUACUACAAUAAAUGCUACUCUUUCUUUAGAUAUACAAACUUUGUAAAUAAAUAAUAUGUUCAUUUAUAAAAAUACUUUCAUUGCAUUUAAUAAUGCUAAUUAAAUGAAGGUUUAUAACUUCAUUACAAUGAGCAUCACUUCAGUCAUUAAUGAUAAUUUUUAUUAUGCAGUUCUUGAAAAUAAUAAUGGAAUAGACUAUUUAUAUUUUAUAAGAGCUAAUGCAGGCCAGGUCAUAAUAAUGAAUCUUGCAACUAAAACCAUAUUUAUGACUAAUUCAUAUAGCGGAAACUUGGGUUUUGCAAAAUAUUACCCUGAAAUUAAAUAUCUUUUCUUUUCGACUAUUUCAAAUAAUAUUUUGUAUAUUUAUCCUUUCCUCUUUUCCAGCGUCAUGAGAUACACAAUAAACAAGCCAGUAUCUAUCAGUGUAGAUGUUGUUACUAAAAACUUUAUGGUCUACCAGUAAGACUAUAAUGUUGCUUACUUUUAUUGGUCAGGUAGUAGACUCUUAAAUUAUGGUUCUUAUACUUUUGCUGCUUCAAUUCCUUUAAAAUUAUGUACAACGCUUUCUAAUCCUGAAUAGCACUUUUUUGUACAAAAUACAGCUUUUCCAGCAAUAAAAAAUCAAGUUAUUUCUUUUAGCUAUUAAUACAACAAUUAAAUGCUCCUUACGUUUGCUGAUAAAAUCUCAAGUAUAGCUAUAGACCCCAUCACUCGAAAGCUAUAUUUAGGUUUUGCCAACGGAAAUAUUUAUUCAGGUGGUAUUUCUACAAAUUUUUAUGCAUACUAGGAUAAAUCAUUUAAAUUUAAUGGAAUUUAUUAUAAUUAAAUUGAUCGCUCUAUUUAUGCCUUUAAUAGUAAUAUUCACUAAAUAGACACAACAACUAUGACUAAACCAAAAACUUAUUCAGGAGCUCAUAAAUCAUCUAUCAAUGAUAUUAUUAUAGAUACAAAGAACAACUGGAUUGUCUCUUAUAGUAAUGAUACAACAAAUAAUUUUUAUAGAUGGGAUAUGAAUGGUACAAGUGUGAGUUAAUUUAAAGGUGGAUAAACUUAUAAUGUUUUAAAUGCUUUUUUAGAUUUAGAUGCUGAUAUUAUAAUAAGUUAUUCUAGCGAUUUGACUUUUGCAGUAUGGCAAUAUUCUAACUUAUCACUGUUGUACAUAAUAAAUACUCAUAUUUAAGAAUAAGCAAAAUAUAAUGCAAGUAUUGCUUCUAUUCCACCUGAUUAACAAAUACCAUAUAAAAUAGUAUCUUAUUAUCAUGAUCCAAUCAAUAAAAGAAUUAUUUCUAUAAAUAAUAAUCAAAAUUUAUUCAUGCAUUACUAUUGUGAUGUUCCUGAUGCUAAUCCUCCUAUUAAGCAAAAUACUUACACAUCUUACACAAUACCAAAUAUGAUAGAUUUAUAUGUUGAUCUCGAUCCUGUAUAUGGUAAGUUUUAUGUAAAAGUGUUAAUUAAUAUGAUAUAUUCACUUCAAACCUAUAAUUUUCUUACUUUUGCUUAUGAAAAGUAACUUAGCUAUCACACUGAUAAUAUCCUUGGAAUGAAAUAUAUUAAUGCUAAAAGUUAUUCUUUUUAGUAUACAUAAUUAGUGAUUAUGGAUAGAAAGACUUAAUAAUUUAUUUUAUCUAUUUCUACAUAAAAUCCUCUUAUUACUAAUUUUAUAGUAUUUGAAAAGAUGGAUCAUAUUUAUUUAUACAGUGAAUGGCACAAAAAUGUUUUAAGUUAUAGGAUAGCAGUGCAUAGUCUUUCAACAGGAGUUUUAAUUAGACAAAUUCUUAAUUCAUAAUAUAUUGAAAACGGAAAUGUGCAUAUGGUUUUUCUAGAUGAAGAGCAUUAUCAGUUACUAAUUUAUAAAACUUUAAUUCUAAAUAUUUACACAAUUGAUGUGAGAACUUUUUCUUACACAAAUUAUUUUACCUACAAGUAUUUUCCACCACUAAAAAAAUCUAUAUUUAUUAAAGAGCACAAUCUAAUGUGUCACAUAGAUUCGUUUUUCUUAGAAAUAAUUUAAAUGGAUUUUUCAUUUAACACUAAUAAGAUAACAUUAAACAUUGCCGAAUAAAAGUAGCCAAGUUACUUUUAUAGUUAAAAUUCUAAAAUGCUAUAUUAUAUAGACACUGAUAAUAAUGCAUGGUAGUUUGGAAAUUAAAGCCAGCAUGCAAAGUUUGUUUAGAGUUUAAGCUUAGUACGAUAAACACGCUUUUAAAACGGAUUCUUUUAUGUUAUUACAGACUAGUAGAUAAUUUAAUUUGGAGAAAAUGGUGUUUAAUUAAUGGAUUCAUCUAUAUACAGAAUAGAUGUAAUAACUGAUAAGCUAUUGGUGUAGUACUCUAGCAUAGCAAAUUUAAAUUUUAUUAAUUACGAUAAUGUAAAUUCAAUUUUAAUUCAUCAAUUAGAAACUGGAAUUAUGGUAUUCUAUUUAGAUUUUGUUUCACAAAGUGACUAUAUGAAUAACUAAACCAGAAAUGCUCAAGUAAAUAAUACUGAUCCAGAUAUUUGUCCUUAAUGUACGUAAAAUAAUACCAAAAAUAAGGGUAUAUACAUAUAAUGUUACUACUGCAAAUAAUAAAAUUUAAUUAAGUAUUCCAUAGCUAAUAACAAUUAUCCCUCCUCCAACAAAAGCUUGGAUACAUUGCAACUAUAAUUUAGUAUUAGAGAUAACAAUUUAUUGUAAACUCUAAAAUCAUAUGAAAAUCUAAAUGUUCAAGGUUAAAUAUAUUCUUAUAUAACUUAAUAUGAUUAAUUUUCUAUUUUUAAAUAAAAUCCAUUAACCAAUACUUGGGAAUUGAUAAAUAAAAUUCCCUAAUCUUAUCCAAAUUUAGCUACUAAUACUUAAAUACUUAAUCCUACCAAUAAUUAUUAUUCAACUUAGGUUAUUGGUAUAUCUAAUGGAGUUUACUUUAAUUACAAUUUCUAAAUUUAAAAUACAAUUAGUUCACCUUAAAAUAUAUCUCCUCCAUCAUCCAUAAGUAAUCUUAAAUGCUAUUAUGAACUUUCUUCUGCUAGCACAUUAGAUAAAAUUUAAUCCUAACUAAAUUUAUUUUAGUUAUCUUUCGAUCUCUUGAAUUUAUAGAUGCAGCAAACUCUUUUUUAGAUUUAAGUAAAUUAAAAGUUUUAUUAUGAUCCCAACUUCUUUAGUUUAAAUUCAUAAGUAGUUUAUUCUGGUUCUUAGACUAGAGCCUUAAUGCAUAUAAUAACAGAUUCAUUUUCAUAAAAUUAACUUAACUUGUUGUAGGUAAGGAAUUAUGAUCUUGACAUUAGUUAAGCAUAAUUAGUACAAUUUAAUCCUGCUUCUAAAAUAAUUACAUUUGAAAAUGUAGCUUUAAAUAACACUGGAAAUUAGUUUUAGUUUUAAUUAAAUAGUUUACAAAGCAUAAUACUCGAAAAUAUAUCCAUCUCAACUUUGGAUCUAAAAGGAACAUUUUCCUUAUCAUACAGUAAAUUCGAAAAUAACACUAAUUUAUAAUCUCCUUUGAUAUAAUUAAGAGGUAAUUCUUAUUAAGUGACGUAAUCUACAUUUUCAUUAAUUAGUUGCUUAUUAUGUAACGGAGCUGCUAUUUAAGUUAUCGAGGCUUAAUAAUUACUUCUUAAUUCUACUCAAUUUAAAUUUUGCCAUGCUUUAAACGGUGGAGGACUAUCAAUUUAAGAUUCCUACUACAAUCAUACCUAAAUUUACAAUUCAAUAUUUGAAUAUAAUAUAGCAAAUGAAAGUGGUGGGGCAAUUUACGUAGAUAAGACAAAUCUUUUUAUGCAAAAUUCGAUAAUUUAACACAAUUAAGCCAUGAUCGGUGGUGGAAUAAGAUAUUUGAAGAUUGAACCUGUUUUUAUUUAUAUGAUGAAUAAAAAUUUAAAUAGUAAUCUCAUUUAAUAGAGACGAAAUCUUGAUCAAGUUUAAAAUGUGAUUUAAAUGAACAAGGCUACUAUUCAUAGCAAUAACUAUGGUUCAUAUGUAAGCAAUAUAAAAAUUUUGUAAUCAAGCGUUGUCUAUUUAGAAUAAACAGGAAAUGAUGGAUUACCAGAAUCUAUAAAAAAUGAUAAACAUAACCUUUAAACUUACUCUGUAAAUAGAUUUUAGAGUGGUCAAUAUUUUAACUUCCAGUUUUAGUUAUUGGAUGAUGAAAAUAAUCCUCUUUACUUUGAUCUUGAACUAGCAAAAAAAAACAAAUAUCCUCCAUCAAUCUAAAAUGAAAUUAUGUAGUUCAACAUCAGAGUAAAUACAAUUCACUCAGACAUUAAAAUAUUUGGAUAAUUUAUAACAGAUUACUCAAACUUUAAUUCUAUAUCAAAAUCAUUUUAAAUUACCUAAAUGUAAAUAGUAGCAAAUCCGAAAACUUAAAAUAUUUUCUAUAUAGAAAGUGAAUCAGUAUUAAAAGUACCAUAUCCCACACUAUAAAAUCGUGACAUUAAAUCAGGUCCUUUCCACAUAACAUUCAUUGUUGAUUUUAGAGAAUGCAUAAGAGGAGAGCUCUACAGAUUAUAAGGAAGUAUUUACUAUUGUUAAGAAUGCUUGGGGGAAACAUACUCCAUAGUAGAACCAGAUUAAAAUAAAUAUUUAGAUUAAUAAUGUAUAAGAUGCCCAGAUUAGGCUGAGUACUGCUAUAGGGACUAAAUGACAUUAAAAUAAGGUUAUUGGAAAUCUACUAACUUAACUGACUCUAUCGUAGAAUGUUCAAAUAAAUUAUCUAACUGUGUUGGAACAUAGGAAUAAGGAUAUUGCUUAGAAGGUCAUAUAGGUCCGCUGUGUGAGCAAUGUGAUAUUUAAGGAAAGUUUUGGAAAUAAAAAUACUAUACUGAUGGGUCUCUUGGUUGCAUGGAAUGCUCAUAACUAUUAAAGGCAAAGAAUUUAGUACAAACAAUAUUCAUAGCUUUAGGAAUGGUUGUUUAUGUACUAAUUAGCAUCAAAAUUGCAUGGGAUAUUAGUGAAAUGAUUGUUAUAGGUUAUUAUUUAAGAAUGCUUAAAUUCGCUCCUGUGAGUAAGUCAUCGUUUCUAGACACUACUAAUAUGAAUAUGAAAGCAAUGAUGAAUUACGUUUAAAUUUCUCAAUUAGUUAACACAGUAAAAGUUGCUCUUCCUUCAUGGUUAACUUUCUUCCCAGAAUAUGUUGGUAAUCCUAUUUAAAAUAUGAUAUACACAUUGGAUUGUUAUCUCGUAAAUGUAGAUUAGUAAAAUAUUCCUAUUCUUUUUAUGAGAAUAAUUUGGGGUUUAAGCAUACCCUUUUUGUAUUUAGCAGGAAUGUCAAUUAUUUAUAUGAUAUUUGUAAAAUUAAAAUUAAUGAGACACAACAAGUCAUAUAUUUAUAGUGGUUUGGUCUUUUUGUUUAUAUUCAUGCAACCAAAUAUGAUAUAAAACUUACUAGGUGCUAUGUCAUGCAGAGAAAUCGAUUAAUAAAAAUAUAUUUUAUCAGAUAUUUCUUUCAAGUGUUAUACUCAAAUUCACAAGAAGUUUAUAGGAUUUAUUUUAAUGCCAGGUCUUUUAAUUUGGGGGUUUGUUAUUCCUUUUUUUAUUUUAUUUAAGCUUAAUAAAAAUAAAGAUAAGUUAGACCAUGCUAAGAUAAGGCUAAUUUAUGGAUUCCUCUAUUAAGAUUAUAAAGCAAAAAAUUUUUAUUGGGAGUUUGUAAAAAGUUAUAUGAAAAUAGUAAUCGUUUGCAUCUAUAACUUUUAUGGAGAUCCUUACAUAGUGUUAGUAAAAUAUACUCCUUAUUAAAUGAUAUACUUCUAAUAAACAGAUAGAAAUUCUAUGGUGGUGAUAAUUAUAUUAGUCCUUAUGAAUAUAUUCUUAUAUAGCAAACCUGAUACUGUUUAGUCCUAGAUAUUUUAUAUUAUACUGUUAGGGAUACACAAUAUCGAUAAAGAAAGAGGAAUAAUUAGAGAUAAAAUUUUUGGUUUAUCUUCAUAGCAAUCAAAUUCGAAAGAUAAUUUUUAAAGUCUUCAUUUUUAAUCAAGUAGUAGUCUUGUUGGCAUAUUUCGCUAAAAAGCUAAAGUUCAUGAUAAGUUAUUCAAUGAAUAAAAUAAAUUGAAAUAUUCAAUAAGUAGUGUUAAAAUGGACAACAGCAGUACUAAAUAUGACUUUAAUUAGGAAAAUUAAAAAUAUUAAUUUGAUAAAUUAUAGAGUACUAAUUAACAAUCUCUCUUGCUUAACAACAACAGCAUAAAUCAAUUAUCAAAUUAUAUGUCAAAUAUAACUUUUGAUAGUCCAUUCAUACAAGUUUGUUAAGACGAAAUCAUAGAGAGCGAAUUUAAGACUAGUAGUAUUGGAAAUUACAAUAUAGAUUAAUCUUCUCACUUAUAAAAUUUAAGCUAAGAAUAAAUAAUGAUGUAAAGUUUUAAUUCAAGUAAUAUCAAUUUCAUUAAAAGAGAAAGCUUGAUUAUUAAAAAUUUAAAAAGAGUGAGCUUGUUUACAAAUAUAGAUUAAUCAAAUUAAUAGCUAAAUCAAAAGGAUUUAAAUAAUAAAUCUGAGAACUUCCUAUAAAAUUCUAUAUUUAAAUGUAUAGAUUAAAGUAAAGCUAUUGAAAACUAGUUACCUUUUUAAGAGAGUCCUUUAAUGAUUCCCCAAAAAGAGACAAAUUAUAUAUUUUUAGAAUAAAAGGUGGAUCAAAAAGAAGAAACAAAAAAUGAAGAUCUAAAAGCAGAUACCAAUUAUUUUGAGUCUGUAACUGAUUCAAUUAAUUCCAAAGUAAAAUCAAAAUCACCUUUCUUUUUAGAGAUUAGCACCAUUGAAAAUUAAUUUUCUAAAGAAGUUGAAAGUAUCAGCUCUGAAUAUAUGAAUAAUUCUCUAAAAUAAUUUGAUAUGAUCAGAUUAGAGUAAAAUGAUGAAAUAAAUGAAUAAAGUAUAAAUUAAUAAUAAUAAAUGUCUGAUUUUUAUGAUGUAGAGAGUUAAGAGUCUCAAUAAAAUGACUACCAAAUUACUCCACAAUCUCAUGAUUAUUUUAAGUAAUAUUAAAAUUACUUCAAAUAAAUCGAUCAUUUAGAUUUAAAUAGCUAAUCUGGAUAAAAAUAACCAAUUGAAAACAAUAAAUCAAAUGGUAUAAACAUAGAAUUAUAAGAAUUAGGUUCCCUAUAAGAGGAGAGUAAUAAAUAAUAAAGUAUAGAAUAAAUAAAAUAUAUUGAAGAUUUAGAAUCGAAAUAAAAAGAUCUUUUAAAUAACAAGGAUAUAAUUACUGAUAAUUAAACAAAAAACCAAAUAUUUACACAAAAAAGCUCUUUUAGCUUUUAAGCUGAGGAAAAUUUUGAAUAUUAAAAGUAAUAAACUGGAGUUAGCAGCAUAAUGCCUCAUUAUAUAUAUGGCCAAAGUUUUAAUUUAGAUAAAAAAUAAACAAAAAUCAUAGAAUAAGGAAAAAUAAUAAUGGAUUAAUAGGAAAUAAAUACAUUAAAUUAAGUAAUACAAAGUUUUAAUUAAGAACUUGAAAACAUGAAUUUAGAAAAUAAAAUUACAGAAUUUUCUUUUAAAAACGUAAAUUAGUCAGAAAUUAACUAAUAAGAAUAAGCCAGUGAUUUAGAUGGCAUAAAACCAGAACAAUUAAAAUCUGAAAGUUUAUCUUAGUCUGAAAGCAGUUAAGCUAAACAAAGAAAUGAAGAGAUUAUUGGAAAUGUAUUUUAAAGCGAAGAACAAAAAAUAAAUAACUCCUCUUAAAAUGAAUGA